UAACUGGAAACAGAGCGCGAUUCCCACAUCUGGCAAUCUGUGUUCAGACGCACUGACGGAGCGUUCGUCUACAACUGCAGAGCGAAGCCCCCGCGCCCCGGGCAGCGGGGCGAAUCGACACCCGCUGCUCCCCGCCUGGUUCUGGCACCGGGAGGUGCAGAGUCCGGGAGAGUCCGGCUGAUGUCCCGCCUGGUGCGCUGGCUGUUCCCGGCCGUCCUGCUCCUGGCUCGGACUCAGAGCUCGGAGGCAGCGGCCUGCCAUGGGUGCACGUCUAGCAAGAAAUGUGACUGCAGUGGUGUCAAAGGAGAGAAGGGUGCGAUGGGAUUGCCUGGAUUUGCGGGGCCCCUGGGAAUGCCAGGGUUCCCAGGGGUGGAGGGUCCCGUCGGUCCUCCCGGCCUGAAGGGAGACACAGGGGAGCCAGGACCAGCAGGGAAGAAGGGAAUCCGGGGCCCGGCUGGAGCACCAGGAUUCCCCGGAACGCCCGGAUUACCUGGAUUACCGGGUCAGGAUGGUCCUCCCGGUCCACAGGGUAUCCCAGGAUGCAAUGGCACAAAGGGUGAACCAGGUCCCGUUGGGCCAGCAGGAUACCCAGGAUUGCAAGGCAUUCCAGGUCAUCCAGGUGCUCCCGGGCAGAAGGGAGAGCCAGGGGAAGUAAUCGGCUUUCCAGUACUGAAGGGUGACCCAGGAUUCCCUGGCCUCCCGGGGAAAGUGGGAGCCCCAGGUCUUCCAGGGCCCAUCGGACCCCCAGGACCCCCAGGUUACCCAGGACCCGCGGGUCCCCCCGGAAUCCCAGGACUCCCCGGACCAAAGGGCAACAUGGGGGUGCAGUUUUAUGGACAAAAGGGUGAAAAGGGUGAGCCAGGUGUUCAAGGGCCAGCAGGGCUGCCUGGUUCGGGAGAGCAGACUGGAGCCCUCGAAGCAAAAAUCCAGAAAGGAGAGAAGGGUCAGAAAGGUGAUCGUGGGGAACUGGGACCUAAAGGUUUCCCUGGCAGUCCAGGACAUUCACAGAUCGGAAUGAAAGGCAACAAAGGAGAGAUGGGCGAGCCGGGGAAACGGGGCAAACCCGGCAAGGACGGAGAGCCCGGAAUCCCGGGACAAAAUGGUCUAGUAGGUUAUCCCGGUUCACCAGGACUCCCUGGGCAGGACGGGCCCAAGGGAGAGCAAGGCAGUCGAGGACUUGAUGGUCCACCAGGACUUAUUAUUGAUGCAGAAGGGAACGCUAUUUAUGGCACGCAGGGAGAGCCAGGAAGCCCAGGUCCCCGCGGAGAGAAGGGUGAACGAGGCCCUGAAGGGCCCCCAGGACUGGCCGGGAUACCAGGCCCUCCAGGUCAGCCGCUGAAAGGUGACAAAGGCUUCCCAGGAUUCACAGGGGAACGGGGCCAGAAAGGUGACAAAGGAGAGCCAGGGAAAUCGAUGCCGGGCCUGCCGGGAAGUGCAGGUGUCAGGGGAUCCCCUGGCCCACCUGGUCCUCCGGGACCCCCAGUGUCCAGGGAAGAUUGUGUCAGUGUGCCUGGGCCAAAGGGUGCUGACGGACCUCGCGGUUACCAAGGGGAGAUGGGACUGAAAGGGGCCAAGGGAGAUACCUGCUUCCACUGCAAUGCGACCAUGUUAUUUGGACCACCAGGUCCUCAAGGCCCCCCUGGGCAACCAGGUGAUCGAGGGAUUCCGGGGACAAAGGGAGACCAGGGCCCACCGGGACGGAUAGGCUUCCCAGGCCAACCUGGUCCUGCCGGCAUUCCAGGACGGAUGGGAUCCCCUGGAUCCAAAGGUGACCCCGGUGACAUCCAUGCUUUACCAGGUCUGAAAGGAGACCGGGGUGAGAGGGGUUACCCAGGAAGCCGGGGGCUGCCCGGAGUGGAUGGAAUUCCCGGGAAAGAUGGAGCCCCUGGCCUGCCUGGACCCAAGGGUGAGCCGGCAGCAACUGGCUUGAAGGGAGAACCCGGACUGCCCGGCGCUCCGGGACUACAUGGGCCACCAGGAGACCAGGGCGUUCCGGGCCCUCCUGGACUGGGGCAACCAGGCUUCCCAGGAGAGAAGGGCAUCCAGGGUUUCCCAGGACGACCAGGUCUACCUGGGGUACCAGGUCGGAAAGGUGAAGCUGGAAAAUCCAUAGGUUUGCCGGGACUACCCGGAGUUCCGGGCCCCCAGGGACUGAAGGGUCAGCCAGGGAGCAGAGGUGACCCUGGGUUACCUGGUCUCCCUGGUCCUCAGGGAAUCAUUGGACCCAAAGGAGAUCCAGGGCCGCCGGGGAUAGGAUUUCCUGGCCCCACUGGGCCAAAAGGUGCAGACGGAGUUCCCGGAGAACCGGGUCCUCCCGGACUCACUGGACGGCCCGGAAUCGAUGGUCAGCCUGGGCCAGUUGGACCGCCGGGAGAGAAGGGCAUUCCGGGAGUGGGACUUCCGGGCCCUCGGGGAUUUACAGGUGUCCCUGGACCAGCAGGAGUUCCAGGACUUAAAGGGGAUGAGGGUCUUCCUGGAAUUCCAGGGGUACCAGGACAGCCGGGAAUCCAGGGCUUCCCCGGGAUUAAAGGCAACAUGGGUCCACCAGGUUCUCAGGGUCCCUCAGGACCCCCUGGCCCUCCAGGGAUUGGGGCACCAGGCCUGCCCGGCAAACCAGGACCUCAAGGACCACCAGGCCUGAUUGGGUACCUGGGACCCCCUGGACCCAAAGGAGACCCUGGUUUCCCAGGCCUGGACAUCCCAGGUCCACAGGGAGAGCAGGGGCCAAUGGGGCCCAAGGGUCUUCCUGGCCUUCCUGGUUUCCCAGGCCUGGUUGGACCACCAGGAAGAGAUGGCCCUCCUGGAUUGCAAGGUCCAAAAGGAGAAAUGGGAGUGAUGGGUGCCCCUGGGAGCCCAGGUUUCCCGGGAGAUCCGGGGAGUGUGGGACUGCCCGGCAGCAAAGGUGACCCAGGGUUGCCGGGUUUCCCUGGGGACCCAGGGAACACGGGUGAGAAAGGCACGAAAGGGGAAGCUGGUUUGAUGGGACAACCUGGUGUGCUGGACAAACACGAAAUGGAGAAGAUGAAAGGCCAGAAGGGAGAUACUGGGGAACCAGGGAAGACUGGUUUUCCAGGAACCAAGGGGCACCAAGGCAUUCCUGGUGAUCCCGGAAUGCCAGGGAAAGAUGGUGAGCCAGGAUUACCAGGAGUGCCAGGACCAGUGGGUGAUCCCGGAAUCCCAGGACAACCAGGAACCACAGGUGUCCCCGGAGAGAAAGGACUGAUCGGCGAAAUGGGCCUACCAGGUGUGCCAGGACCUCCCGGUCAACCAGGAGAUCCAGGACAGCCGGGCAUCCCUGGAUUCACUGGGCAGAGCGGUGAGAAAGGUGCAAAGGGAGACCCCGGGCCACCAGCAUAUGGGAUCCCGGGUGAGCAAGGUCAGAAGGGAGAGCCAGGUUUGCCGGGUUUUCCCGGUGACCCUGGAACGACGGGCGAUCCUGGUUUUCCUGGGUUGCCAGGCUCGAUGGGGCCGGCAGGGCCGAAGGGGAGUCCAGGACUGCCGGGAAUCCCAGGUAACCCAGGACUACCCGGCCCCAAAGGUGAUGUUGGACCCACAGGUGAACCGGGCUUCACCGGUAGCCCAGGACAGCCAGGUUCCACGGGGCCUGUGGGAGUUCCAGGGCCUCCCGGAGACAAAGGCUCACGAGGGCUUGAUGGAAUCCCUGGUGCCAGUGGCGAGAAAGGCGAUUCAGGUUUCCCAGGAAGAGACAUGCCCGGACAGCCAGGACGACCUGGUCCAAAGGGUGUGAAAGGCGAUAUUGGCUUACCGGGCUUCCCUGGAUCACCGGGAGUUCCAGGCAGGAAAGGAGAGCAAGGAGUCACGGGCAGCAAAGGUCUCCCAGGCAACCCAGGACCCCCUGGCCCACCCAACUUGGCUCUGGAGGGGCCAAAGGGAGAAAAGGGGGCCUCAGGAGAUCCAGGCCGGCCAGGGGCCCCUGGUGUACAGGGGCUGCCGGGAUCUCCAGGACUGAGUGGGCCCAAAGGAGACAAAGGAGAGCCAGGGUCUCCAGGAUUCCAAGGCUUCCCGGGGCCGAAGGGAGAUCUGGGGAUCCAAGGAUCGCCCGGUAUCGCUGGGCACCCCGGAUUGACAGGACAGAAGGGAGACCAAGGACCUCAUGGAGUUCCAGGCUUUGUUGGGUUUAAAGGCUCCUCAGGACCCCCUGGAUUACCUGGCAUACAGGGUGACAGAGGACAACCGGGGCAGCAAGGUCAGCCGGGACCACCUGGACCUCAGGGCCCCCUGCAGCUUGUGAAGGGAGCCACCGGAUUGCCUGGACAACCAGGAAAAGAUGGACCAACGGGAUAUCCUGGGUUUCCGGGAGUCAAAGGUGACACAGGUUUCCCAGGCGCAGUGGGAGACCCUGGUGAUAUAGGACCUCCGGGCUUCGAAGGCAGACCUGGGCAGAAAGGAGAAAUUGGACCAACCGGACCACCAGGUCCACGAGGAUAUCCCGGACCGGCGGGUCCAGAAGGAACUCCUGGCCCCCGGGGAUUCCCCGGCCCUGCCUCCAUUGCUCACGGCUUCCUCGUUACACGGCACAGCCAGACCACAGAGAUUCCCAGCUGCCCUCACGGAACGUCGAAAAUCUACGAAGGGUUCUCCCUGCUCUACGUACAGGGCAACGAGCGGGCUCACGGCCAGGACCUGGGGACGGCGGGCAGCUGCCUGCGAAGGUUCAGCACCAUGCCCUUCCUCUUCUGCAACAUCAACAACGUCUGCAACUUCGCUUCGAGGAACGACUACUCCUACUGGCUGGCCACGCCUGAGCCCAUGCCCAUGAGCAUGGCCCCUGUGACCGGUCAGACCAUCAAACCCUUCAUCAGCAGGUGCUCUGUGUGUGAAGCCCCAGCCAUGGUGAUUGCCAUUCACAGCCAAACGAUUCAAAUCCCACUCUGUCCCAGUGGCUGGCAGUCCCUCUGGAUCGGAUAUUCCUUCAUGAUGCAUACCAGUUCCGGCGCCGAGGGCUCAGGACAGGCCCUAUCAUCCCCGGGUUCGUGCCUAGAAUCCUUCCGCACCGCUCCCUUCAUCGAGUGCCACGGCCGGGGAACCUGCAAUUACUAUGCAAACUCCUACAGCUUCUGGCUGGCGACUGUGGAGACCACAGAAAUGUUCAGGAAACCGCAAUCAGAGACGCUAAAAGCGGGAGAACUGCGGACGCGAAUCAGCCGUUGUCAAGUGUGCAUGAAAAAGACGUAAAGUACUGAAGCCCCCUGGCGUGGCGUGGCUGGCGGCCUCUCUCGGACAAUGGUGCUAAUUCUAUAAUAAAGCAAUAUGACAAUAUCCUGUGUACCUCACCUGUAUUAUCCCGAAAGAAACCAAGUGCAUAGCAACAGGAACGGAGAAUGAAAGCAAAAAGCUUUAUCCUGCGAUGUCCUGGUACCUUCCGCUCUCAGAACGAUGAUAUAUAAGCUUCCCGCUACUGACAUACUAAAUGGCACCUUGUUCCCUCAAACGAUGCACUGAAUAUUAACAGAAAAUAAGCGCAGUCCGGCGAAGAGAUGGCAGAGAGUUAAAAGGCUGUAAGCGGGGUCUCGGGUCCGGGGUCAUCGCUGUGGACAGCCUCAGUCGGGGAAAUCACCCCAGGGGCACAGAUGGGUCUCGGAGCAGCGGCGCGAUUGGAGGCCUGUUGGGGGACCCUCCUACCGCCAGCCCCUCCAGAACCCCAUCUCUGCCGUUUAACUCAUUCCCAUCUAUCUGCCGGACCUGUAUAAUGUAUACUAAAUCGUUUCUAUUUAAAACUUGCUGAGCAUGGGUGUGAACUCAGAAGCUGCAGAGACGUCGGGGGGUGUGACAGAGGCGCGGCGGUUUGCGGUGAUGUGUGAGCAAUGGGGAUUCUGGACUCCACUCCAUGUCCGAGGGCUGAAUUUACAAAGGCGCAACGCACAGGGAACUCUGGCGGGGCCACACCCGGCAAAUCAGGCCUCUCGUCGGUGCCCUCGGGCUUUGUAACGUCAGCCCUGUUAUUUAGUAUAUAUUAUGAAAUUGUAUACUAGGUGCUAUGGAUUAUACACUGUCUUUAAACCUCUCCGGCUCCCAGCUGACUGUCAGUAACUCUGCUGUUCCUACCUUCACUGUAGCUGCUACCUGCCAUUAAACUGCAUUACUCCUCGCGUUAUUUAAGAAGGUUUACUAAUAUCUGUAUGGGCUCUGCGAUUGCAAUCAGCUCCUUACAUCUGUGUUUCUGUGCUCAGCGGGAAUAUCGCCCCUGUACAGCUCCUUCCCAGAAAUGUGGAAUGACGGGCAGGGAGAGCAGUGGGUAUAACUGUACUCCCCGCCACGCCUUCACCACAGGGGUUCUUCCGGCAGCGCCCAGAAACUGACCUUGGCCACUUUCCGCACACUGGGUUGGUUACCGUUUCACGUAUGUGUGGCAUGGAUCAGACACUAUCCCAUCUGGUAACUGCUGCCUUGGGCUUGCUUGUUUGAGUUGUUCCCGGACUGGCUAAUUCCAGAUCAGGUUCAGCGGGCAGGUUGUUCCCAAGCCUGAGUUAGUGAACAGCCCGGUAACAUCGGGUGCGAUCCAUCACCUCUCGGCGAGGUUGCAGUAACAGGCCAACGAGUCCUGGGUUAGGAGGGGAUAAAGAAGGCGUGUGGCGGAAAGUGGCGACGGUGUGAGGGAGUAACGGGGGUCUCUGCUGUCGCGGGUGAGGAGUUUCACUCACUGGGAGGGGUGCCGUGGGUGCAGAGUCUGUGGACCCGCCAAUCUCUCCGAGUCUCCCCGUUGUAACGAGCUGUGUGUUACUGCAGUUCCCGGACCUGUGGCAGAGUUAUUAUCAGGGUUUUGUAAAUGACAUAUUGUACACUAGAAAUGACUUGACUCUCCGCUCACCUAAGAGGCCUUUUAAAAAAAUUUUUUGUAUUUUUUACUGUUCGUUUUAAAAUGUAGUAAAAUGUGGAUGUUGGGAAGAUAGCUUAAUGUGGAACAAGGUGAGGAGGUCAGUCCAUGGACAACAAACCUCUGGGAGUUCAGCAGUUGCGCACAGAGAUCUGGGCUUUUUUUGUGCUAAUUCUGGUUUCCCCGGACUCGAUUGUACAUUUAUAAAAGGAUUAAAAUUAAUAAUUCUGUGGUUCGAA
Pristis pectinata (smalltooth sawfish) is the source of this 7074-nucleotide messenger RNA. RefSeq names its product collagen alpha-1(IV) chain-like. The coding region runs from base 181 to 5196 and encodes 1671 amino acids. The transcript has 52 exons. NCBI's taxonomy places the organism in Eukaryota, Metazoa, Chordata, Chondrichthyes, Rhinopristiformes, Pristidae. Gene Ontology annotation, molecular function: extracellular matrix structural constituent. Gene Ontology annotation, cellular component: collagen trimer; basement membrane. The record is from RefSeq and is a predicted model, not a curated record.